GAUCUCGCUCACUUUGCUGCGGACACUUGAGUCGUGCAACAGUCUGAAAACUACUUUGGUGCUACAUGAUUUCUUUUUGUGUGUCCGCCGUCAUGGAGUCGGUGAAGAGCAGCCGCGGUCCUCGCUCACUGCUGUGCUGUGUGUUUGUGUUGUGUGUACAGCUGAGGUUGGCUCUGACGGGAGACUGCCCCGCAGACGGACGCACUUGGGUGCCGUUUGAUGGCAGAUGUUACCACUUCGUCCAUGGAGAAGAAGACAGCAUCAAAAGCUACACUUUUGAGAGAGCAAAAACCCUCUGCCAAGGAUUUGAGCUUUUGACCAUCCAGAGCGCUGACGAGAACGACCUCGUUAUUAAAUAUAGUCCAAAGGUGUGGAAAGGGAAGGUCAACGUAUGGCUGGGAAUGUAUUAUGACACAGACAGUGAAGAAAUGAAGUGGUUUGAAGAUGAACCUGUGCGAUUCACUAACUGGGAGUCCAGCUCGUCUCCAUCAGACCUCGUGCCCUUGGAUACAUGUGUGGCUCUGCACACCAACACAGGAAAGUGGGAGAACGUCAGCUGCCUGGACGAAGUGGAGAACGGAGUGAUCUGUGAGACAAAUCAGAAGGCAGAGGAAGCCAAGAAAAAGCCCAGUGCACUGCUGUCCACCCUGGUCGUUCUCAGCGUGGUAGCCAUCAUGGGAGUCUCAGCAGUUAUUUGGUUCCUGCACCAGAAGCACAAUGUUGGCUCCACUAUGCUCACGGCAUUCGAGUACCACCCUCCGUUCCGAGUCCUGGAAACAGACCAGUCCUGCCUGGUGGAGUCUGAGGAGACUGACAGUGUGCCAUAGGAGAACUUUCUCUCUCUUCCACAAUUGGAAGCAAUCAGACCCUCCUCAUUGGGUCUUCAUGCAAAAAGAAGUCCGCUCUAAACAAAACAGUUACAGAAGUAGUUUUGGGUUAACAAUGUCAUGACUCUGAAUAAUAUAGUACGAUUGUAAGACAACUCGACUCCAGGCUUACUCUAAUACUAACUUCUCACUGUGACACAUAAACAUCUCACUACUUUUACUUUUGUCAUCUAUUCUGUACUAACAAAGAAUCACCUGUAAUUUUUGUUCAGAUUGGUGCAUUUUUAUCUGCAACUGUGGCCUGGUGAACAUGUCAUCUGUGAUUUGAUCAUCAUUGAACAUCAGGUCAUUAUGAGGCACCACACAUUUCUUGGGGAUCAUUAUUUUUCUCUUGCAUACUAAAAGUAACUUAAUGUUGCUCACUCAAAGAAGGUGGAGAAAGAAUACUUUUUGUGAGCAGACAGAAAUUGACGGUUACACGGCGACUUUAUUAUUGCAUUAAACUUUGGGACUAACAAGAGGGACAUUGGAAAAAGAAUGAUCAAUUGGUGCUGAGAAAUCCUGAGUUUUAGUCUAUAUAUUUAUCGUGCUCCAAAUAGGCAGGAUUCUACAUUUCACAUAAUAUAUCCGAUUAAUCAUAGUCCACAACCCCCCUACGAACAUCAUCAGUGGUUAUUUUCUCAGACUUUAAAGGUCCAGUGUGUGGGAUUUAGUGGCAUCUGGCGGUGCAGUUGCAGAUCGCAACUCCCUUGCUUCACCCUCCCCUCCCAAGCACAAAGGAGAAACUAUGGUAGCUGUGAAAUGCGCAAAAAGCACAAAAACGCCUAUCUAGAGCCCGAGUUUGGUUUCUUCCUUCUGGGCCACUGUAGAAACAUGGCGGUUCAAUGUGGUGGCCUCCACGGAAGGCAACCCAACGGCGUGUGUAGAUAUCAGCGGCUCAUUCUGAGGUAACAAAAACAUAGCAAUUCCUAUAUGCAGUUGAUCAUAA
This is a messenger RNA of Morone saxatilis (striped sea-bass), 1815 nucleotides long. It is a transcript of the gene cd302, whose product is annotated as CD302 molecule. The transcript has 6 exons. The record is from RefSeq and is a predicted model, not a curated record. Bases 66 to 827 code for a protein of 253 amino acids. NCBI's taxonomy places the organism in Eukaryota, Metazoa, Chordata, Actinopteri, Moronidae. Gene Ontology annotation, molecular function: signaling receptor activity.